This is a messenger RNA of Phlebotomus argentipes, 759 nucleotides long. RefSeq lists its product as uncharacterized. Bases 1 to 759 code for a protein of 252 amino acids. NCBI's taxonomy places the organism in Eukaryota, Metazoa, Arthropoda, Insecta, Diptera, Psychodidae. The transcript is spliced from 3 exons. The record is from RefSeq and is a predicted model, not a curated record.
AUGUUGGGGAAAUUGUGCAAUCUUCUUGUGAUCAGUGCUACCCUCACGUGCUGCUUGGCAGUGGAUGUGACGGAGUUCAAGAGGAGCUUCUCCCUCGAUUGUGACUCGCACUACAACCCAAUGUGUCUCAAAAUGGAUAUGGCGGCAUUUAUUGAGCGCCUCGCCUCCAGUCCUGAACUCAUCCUGUCACCCAGUGUCUCCAUCGUCAAGGACGCUGAUGCAAAUGGGACAAGAAAUGCUGAGAUCAUUGCUGAACUCUCAAGGAGUUUUCCCAACGAUCCCAGCAAGCGAAUGGACGGUUUCCUGUUCUCCAAGUUAAGUGAAUAUCUUCAAUCGCACACUCUCCGGUUUCGCCUGUGGGACAGCAAGUCUAGCGUCGAAGAGGCCAAGGAUGCCUUCACGGGGCGCAAGGGCAAGAUUGGCGGCAAGAAGGGUGGCCUCGAGGGUCUCAUUGCCGCGGCUAUGAUGAUGAAAGGUACGAUGAUGGCUCUCGCGCUGGGAGCUUUGGCAGCACUUGCGGGCAAAGCUCUCAUGACUGGCAUGAUGGCUCUGAUGUUGUCCGCGAUUGUGGGUCUCAAGGCACUGGCAUCUGGCGGAGGCAAGCAGACAACGUAUGAGAUUGUGGCCAAGCCCUACUACUCUCACUCACACUCACAAUCACACGAGGAUCACGGUCACGGCCACAGUGGGAACACUGGAUAUGGCGGAUAUGGACGCUCACUCAACUUCGUGCUUCCUGAUCACCUCAAGAAACCCUAA